Molecule: messenger RNA, 546 nt
Organism: Colletotrichum abscissum
Lineage: Eukaryota; Fungi; Ascomycota; Sordariomycetes; Glomerellales; Glomerellaceae
Exons: 2
Coding region: 1-546 (181 amino acids)
Molecular function (GO): calcium ion binding
Source: RefSeq, a predicted model, not a curated record
AUGUCUACCCCAUCGGCAAUGUUCGACAUGGCGCAAGGUCGUCGCGACCUGGCCGCCCUACCCUCCGACUGGCAACAAAACAUCAGAGAGGCUUGGGAAGUCGUCGAUCAACAAGGCCUCGGCUCCCUCAACGCGCGCGAGUGGCCCUUUGCCCUCCGCGCCAUCGGCUUCGACUUGGCCCGCACAGAGACCUACGCCCUCCUCCUCGCCCACGGCGUUCCGCCGCACGACCACGACCCCUCGCGGGGCCCCUGCAGCCCGUCCCGCUUGCGCAUGCCGCAGGAGCACUUCUCCGCCAUCGCGGCGUGGCUGCUGAUGCGUCGCGACCCGCAGGAGGAGGCCGAGGACGCGUGGAAGAUGUUUGACCCCCGCGGCACGGGGCGGGUUACGCUCGAGAGUUUGCGGGCCGUGUGCGGCGAGGUGAAUUCGACGCUGAGCGAGGCGGAUAUGAGGAGGAUGAUUGACAUGGCGGAUAUUUCGGGGAAGGGGUGGGUUAGUAAGGAGGAAUUUAUUGAGGUUGCCAAGGGCGGGUUUGGACGUGGUUGA